Molecule: messenger RNA, 1563 nt
Organism: Penicillium longicatenatum
Lineage: Eukaryota; Fungi; Ascomycota; Eurotiomycetes; Eurotiales; Aspergillaceae
Exons: 3
Coding region: 1-1563 (520 amino acids)
Biological process (GO): carbohydrate transport; transmembrane transport
Cellular component (GO): membrane
Molecular function (GO): carbohydrate:proton symporter activity
Source: RefSeq, a predicted model, not a curated record
AUGCAAUGGCUGGAUCGGUCCCGAUGGACGACCGCCCCCUACUAUGCUUUUGUUGUUCUCGUUAUUGCAUGCGGGUGCAUGCCGAAAGGUUACGAUGAGGGAGGUUUCAGUUCUAGCAUGUCCUUGCCAUCCUUUAAGGAGGAUUAUAAUCUACUCCCGCAGAACUGGGAGGGCAAUUCCACGGGGUUAACGAACAGGAAGGCGAACAUUUCUUCGUUCUUGACUCUGGGUGCGGCAUUCGGUGCUUUGAGUUCUCUGUACUUGAACGACAAGCUAGGUCGGAUCUUGUCAUUCCGUCUUGCGAUUAUUGUUUGGGGUAUCGGUACCUUCAUUCAAGUCUUUUCUUCUGGCAUUUAUGGCUUGCUGCUGUUUUCACGCAUCUUCGCUGGCUUGGGCGCCGGUCUUCUCACAGUUACAUCGCCCAUGUAUCUGUCGGAAGUGGCACCUAAGGCAACACGCGGUCUGGCAGUAGGCCUGGCAAUGGUGACUCUACUCACUAUUCUUACAAUCGGCUUCUUCAUUAAUUAUGGCGCGAAUCUCCACAUGGCCGCCACCCGUACCCAAUACCGACUAGUCCAAGCCAUCCCUCUAAUCCCUGUCGGCAUCGUCUUCAUCCUCUCAUUCUGGUGCCCCGAGACACCCCGAUACCUCGCCUCCAAGCAGCGCCACGAUGAAGCAAAGCAAGUCCUCGCCCGCCUCCGCGGCACAACACCAGACGACGAGAGCAUCCUGGCCGAAUUCGAGGAAAUCGAUGCUACCAACAAGCAGCGCGCCGAACUGGCUUCGAUCUCGAAUUGGGAAGCCCUCAAGGAAUCUCAACUAAACCCGAACUACCGUCAACGCUUCUGGCUCCUCAUGGCCUUGCAGACCAUCGCCCAGUGGUCCGGUGGUAACGGUAUUACUUACUAUAUCUCGACCAUCUUCCAGUACGCGGGUAUCACCGGGAGCAACGAGUCACUCAUUUCGUCUGGUGCCUAUGGAAUUGUCAAGUUGGUGUUCACUAUGGCUUUUACUUGGGGUCUUAUCGAUCUCUUUGGUCGUCGUCGCUGCGCACUUACCGGCCUCUCCCUCCAACUUUUGGCUCAUAUCUAUAUGGGCGCUUAUAUGGGUCUUCAGCCCGGUUCGGCGGACAACACUAAUGCUUCGAACGCCGCCAUCGCUUCUGUUUUUAUCUACGCUGUUGGCUGGUCCAUCGGUCUUUGCACGAUUCCCUACUUAUACGGUUCGGAGAUCUUCCCCACCCGCAUCCGGAACGUUUGCUACGGUACCUCCAUGGGUUUGCACUGGUUCUUCCAGUUCGCCGUUGUCCGCGUUACGCCUAACAUGUUCGCGCUGGACGUCUGGGGCGCUUACCUGUUCUGGGCGCUGAUCUGUUUCUGUGGUCUUGUUAUUCUCGGUGUCUGGAUGCCUGAGACUAAGGGCGUGCCUAUGGAGCAGAUGGGUGAGCUCUUUGAUGGUCCGUGGUAUAUGCGCUGGAAUGCGCGUGUCAGGGAUGCAGAUCAUUCUAUUUCCUCUUUUGAGGAUGUUGAAUCUCGUGAUCAGCAGCCUAAAUCUACUCUGUAA